AUGACUUUAGGCGUUUCCACCAAGGAAAAUCUCGGAAGCUUGCUGACUGAAGCGGCUUUGUUUAAUAGUGGUCAAUGCAAUACAUUUGACGCAUAUGUGUAUGAAGAAGUAUCACGCCUGAAAAAUCUACGUGUCCAAUGGGAGGAAAGAGACUUGGUCGAAAUAAUAGUCCGCGGUAUCGUUGAGCAGGAGGUGCGUGCGCAUGCAUUUAGCAGUGGCAUUGGUAAGGUGUCGGAUUUAAUUGCGUUUUUGGGACCGAUGGCUAAGAAUGCAAAGUGCGAAAGACCCGUAAAUGACUUUAAGCAGCCACCUCUAAAACGUCCUCGAUACAACGAAGUCCUUAAAGGGAGUCGCAUUAAGGCUUGCUACCGUUGUGGUGGACCCGGACACAUGCAAGGAGGCUGCACUGCGCCCAUUAAUUCCCAUAACAAAGCGAAUGUGCCUGCAGCGCCGGCACAUGGUGUUGGACCAGGCACCUCUGUGCAAAACUGGGGCACACUGCUAAAUCGUGCUUUGCUCGUGGGGCCGUUGAACAGCGGAAAUCUGUGA
Messenger RNA from Brassicogethes aeneus, 549 nucleotides. NCBI's taxonomy places the organism in Eukaryota, Metazoa, Arthropoda, Insecta, Coleoptera, Nitidulidae. The record is from the annotation of a GenBank genome assembly.